ACCAAGUCUACGCUUUGCCUCAAUCGGACUGCUAUCAAGAUCAUGCCGCCUUCCCCGCUCCCCGUCGCAAACCCCACGACCUCCUUCUGGAGAUCGUCUCCACACCCCCUGGACGAUUAUCGGUCUACCUCUGACGUCCCUUCACAAGUGGAUAUUGCUAUCAUUGGUGCCGGUUAUGCAGGCGUGUCGACAGUUUACCACAUCCUCGACAUCUGCAAGCGUCGGGGCACCGUGCCUCCUAAUAUCGUGAUUCUUGAAGCUCGGGAAGCCUGUUCUGGGGCUACCGGUCGCAAUGGCGGUCAUCUCAAACCCGACCCCUCAAAUCGGCCGUCCAGUCUCGCCGUCACCCAUGGCGUCGAGAUUGCUUCCGAGUGUGCGACUUUUGAGGCGCGAAAUCUUUCUGCGGUGAAGAAGACGAUAGAAGAUGAGAGCAUUGAUUGCGAUUUUGUCUUGACACGCGCGGUCGACGUAAUGAUGUCAGAUUCCGUCUACAACAAGAUGAAAUCCGGAUUCGACAUGCUCAGAAAGAAUGCCUUCCCAGGGAUGGAAGAUGUGCACUUUGCGAAGGGCGCGGACGCGGAAAGGUUGUCAGGCGUCAAAGGGGCCAAGGGCUGCCUUUCUUACUCUGCGGGCCAUCUGUUCCCAUACAAGCUCAUCCUUCACUUGCUGAGCAAUGCCAUUGACGCUGGCGUGAAUGUGCAAACACACACACCUGUCACCGGGGUUACCAAGUCGGCCGACACGGAGGGCUACUUUACGCUCACAACACCACGGGGCUUAGUCCGAGCAAAAGACAUCGUGUACGCAACCAAUGGCUAUAUUUCAUCGCUACUGCCCGAGUUUACCGAUACAAUUAUCCCAUCACGGGGCAUUUGCAGCCAUAUAAAGCCCACCAAGAAUCCUGCACCCUUCCUGCCGAAUUCGUACAUGAUUCGCUGGUCAGACACCAAGUACGAGUAUUUGAUCCCGAGACCUGACGGCAGCAUCGUUGUCGGAGGUGCGCGGUCCGAGUUUUACCAUGACCUUGAAAGCUGGUACAACAAUGUCAACGAUGACCUGUUGAUCGACUCUGCAAAGACCUAUUUUGAUGGAUAUAUGCAGCGCGUAUUCCAAGGAUGGGAAGACAGCGGCGCUUACACAUCCCAGUUGUGGACAGGAAUAAUGGGGUACUCAUCUGACUCAAUGCCCCAUAUAGGUGUCGUUCCAGGAAGAAAGAACCAGUUCAUGCUUGCUGGGUUCACUGGACAUGGCAUGCCUCAGAUAUUUCUCUCGGCAAAAGGAAUAGCGUCAAUGGUGCUUGAUAGAGUAGAUUUCCCGAGUACAGGUAUUCCAAGGAUAUAUAUGGCUACACAAACUAGAUUGGAUAAUCCAAAGAACUCUAUACUAGAUGGCUGGAGGGAAGUACACAAGAAGCUGGACAAUGCUAAACUAUAAGGAGGGG
Messenger RNA from Ilyonectria robusta, 1441 nucleotides. RefSeq names its product FAD dependent oxidoreductase. Gene Ontology annotation, cellular component: cytoplasm. Gene Ontology annotation, molecular function: oxidoreductase activity. The transcript has 4 exons. The record is from RefSeq and is a predicted model, not a curated record. Bases 43 to 1434 code for a protein of 463 amino acids. NCBI's taxonomy places the organism in Eukaryota, Fungi, Ascomycota, Sordariomycetes, Hypocreales, Nectriaceae.